Messenger RNA from Parastagonospora nodorum SN15, 1254 nucleotides. RefSeq lists its product as hypothetical. Lineage: Eukaryota; Fungi; Ascomycota; Dothideomycetes; Pleosporales; Phaeosphaeriaceae. Bases 1 to 1062 code for a protein of 353 amino acids. Gene Ontology annotation, biological process: isocitrate metabolic process; tricarboxylic acid cycle. The record is from RefSeq and is a predicted model, not a curated record. Gene Ontology annotation, molecular function: isocitrate dehydrogenase (NAD+) activity; magnesium ion binding; NAD binding. The transcript has 3 exons. Gene Ontology annotation, cellular component: mitochondrion.
AUGGCCACCGUCGGGCAGGACAUCUUCAAGCCCACCAAGUUCGGCGGCAAAUACACCGUUACCUUGAUUCCUGGUGACGGUAUCGGUGCUGAGGUCUCCGAGUCGGUCAAGGAGAUCUUCAAGGCAGACAACGUUCCCAUUGAGUGGGAGCAGGUCGACGUCUCCGGUGUCGAGACGGGCAACAUCCACUCCGAGGAACUUCUGCGCGAGUCUAUCGCUUCGCUCAAGCGCAACAAGCUCGGUCUCAAGGGUAUCCUCCACACGCCCGUCGAGCGAUCCGGUCACCGCUCCUUCAAUGUCGCUCUCCGCCAGGAACUCGACAUCUACGCUUCCAUCGUCCUCCUCAAGAACAUCCCCGGCUACGAGACGCGCCACAAGAACAUCGACUUCUGCAUCAUCCGUGAGAACACCGAGGGCGAGUACUCUGGUCUCGAGCACCAGUCGGUCAACGGCGUCGUCGAGUCGCUCAAGAUCAUCACCCGCGAGAAGUCUGAGCGCAUCGCCAAGUUUGCUUUUGCCUUUGCGCUGGCCAACAACCGCAAGAAGGUCACCUGCAUCCACAAGGCCAACAUCAUGAAGCUUGCUGACGGUCUGUUCCGUAACACCGUCAAGAAGGUCGGCGAGGACUACCCCACACUCGAGACCAACGACAUGAUUGUCGACAACGCCUCCAUGCAGUGUGUCUCCAGGCCACAGCAAUUCGACGUCAUGGUCAUGCCUAACUUGUACGGAGGUAUUCUCUCCAACAUCGGAGCUGGCCUGGUCGGUGGUCCCGGUAUCGUCCCCGGAUGCAACAUGGGCCGCAACGUCGCUCUCUUCGAGCCUGGAUGCCGUCACGUCGGUCUCGACAUCAAGGGCAAGGACCAGGCUAACCCCACUGCGCUGAUCCUGUCUGCUGCCAUGAUGCUGCGCCACAUCGGUCUUGACGACCACGCCAACCGCAUCUCGCAGUCUGUCUACAAGGUCAUUGCUGACGGCACCGCACGAACACGCGACAUGGGCGGCAACUCCACCACGCACGAGUUCACCCGCGCCAUCCUCAACCAGAUGGAGAAGGCAUAGAGAAUCUCACGUCUUGGCUUGAUCAAACUGUUUUCCUUUUGCCACGUCUCUUUGACAUGCCUUUUUUCCUUGACGAUUGAAUCAAUGUAACAAGUAUAUCAGCCGGGUUGAAACGUGUGCAUAGAGCUGUACUUGUAAGGUGGUAUAUAGCAUGACAGUCAUGAUAUUCAAUUGACAUUCUUAUACCCUCUG